AUGAUAUCGGAACUAACGAAAGAGUCAAUUGAAGCUACGAAAUCUUUUACACAUCAUGAGAAGCAUUUGAAAAGUACGAACAAAGAGAAAAUAAUCGAUAUUGCUCAACUUAAACCAGGCGAUCAUAUCAGUUUUUAUAAAAGUGAUUUUUACUAUGCACAUCAUGGUAUUGUACAUGAAUCCAGUCCUAAUCAUAUUCGUCUUAUACAUUAUUUUAAUACAGCAGCAAAUGUUUUGAAUUCGUUGAUCAAAGGUUCAUUAUAUCUUGCUGAAGUUAUUGAAAGUGAAUGGAAAUUAACAAGAAAUAAGGAUAGUGAAGAAAUAUAUGUACAUCAUUAUGAUAAUAUGACAUGUUUUUCGAAUGAAGAAACUCUUGAACGAGCCAUUUCCAAUCUUGGAAAACGUGGCUAUUCAUUAUUCAGUAAUAACUGUGAACAUUGGGCACGAUGGUGUCGAACAGGUGAUUCCUAUUCAGAACAAGUUAUUAAUUUUCGUGAUUUUGUUAAACAAAAAGCAGCUACACUCUUAAUUGUUGAUCCCAUGGCACUACUUGUUAAAGAUAUAGCUAUGGUUGGUACUGAAAGUCUUGGAACAUUCCUCAGUGCUAUUGGAACAGGUUUAAUUCUUACGAGUGUUGAAUGUAUUUCAACAUUCGUUGAUAUUAAACGAAAACAAAAUGAACGACGACAAGGUGGCUUAAGUGAGAUGGCCUUCAAAAAAUAUGUUGUACGUCGAAUCACAUCAGCAUCCGUCACUAUCAUUGGAUCAACAGCAGGCACUAUUGUCGGUACAAUUUUUAUUCCUGUACCCGUUCUUGGUUCGAUUGUCGGUGGUAUAAUUGGAACUGUAAGUGGGAAAAUUAUCGGUGGCCUAUCGGGUAUUGCAUUGUCGAAAGUUGUUGAAGUAUACGAGAAACAGAAGCGAGAAAAGAUAAACGCGAUGACAACUAUUCCACAAUUAGUCACUCAAUUAUCGGACAAUGAACAACUUCUUCAAGGUUUAAUGAAAGUAACAAACAACUCUAAACAAGAAACACCAAUAGAAACCAUUGUUAGAGAAGCGACGACAUCUGACUCAUCGAAAUCGUCGUCAUCACUCUAUCCAUUUUUUGAACAACUAAUACGUCAAUACUCGACUUUCACAGAUGAAGAAUGUCAAAUGGCUACUCGACUCUCAGAGGAUGUGUUUUCGAAUUCAAAUACUUCGGAAUAUUUUGUACUUACACCGCUACCCGACGAAAAUUCACCUGAAGAAUUUGCAUCAGCAGUUGAUUUGCUUGUACUUCGAUGGCCGAUGGGAAAACCUCAACCAUGGGAAAAUGGUGAAGAACAAGUACUUGACAUCUAUGAAUUUAAUGCAAUAAAUGAAUCAGCCGAGUAG
This is a messenger RNA of Rotaria sp. Silwood2, 1380 nucleotides long. The record is from the annotation of a GenBank genome assembly. Lineage: Eukaryota; Metazoa; Rotifera; Eurotatoria; Philodinida; Philodinidae.